Molecule: messenger RNA, 2285 nt
Organism: Lingula anatina
Lineage: Eukaryota; Metazoa; Brachiopoda; Lingulata; Lingulida; Lingulidae
Product: bifunctional apoptosis regulator
Molecular function (GO): metal ion binding; protein binding
Source: RefSeq, a predicted model, not a curated record
GGACCGGCCAGAUAUAGUCUAAACACAGUCUGUACCUCCUGUUGAUGAUUGUUAUACGAAAUUUCCACUGGUUCAUGGCCCUAGUGCCCCAGCAUAAUACUGUGAGGAAGUUGUGAGAUCCAGUAAGGAGUUUAAUCUUUAAGAAGAAUUACCAUGUCAGCUGACAUGGACAGGCCACCUUAUCUUACUCAGAGGCCCACUUUGCAAGAAAUGGAUUUCAAUUGUCCUGUAUGUUUUGAAAUGUUGAUAGAUCCAACAACAUUAAACUGUGGACACAACUUAUGCAGACACUGCCUGGCACAGUGGUAUCUGGCGGGUCAGAGGCAAUCCUGUCCAGUCUGUCAACAGGCUUGGGUUGGACACCCUAAAGUGAACAUUAACUUGAGAUCAUUACUAAAGCAAUUCAUGAGUGAAAAAUAUACAGAAAGAUGGAAUGAACUACAAAAAGAUUCAAAUUUAGCACUGGCAGUAGCAGAAUUUGACAGAAAGAUGACCCAGCAGCAGCAGCUCUCUUUAGGAACACAAAGAGUUUUUCAGCACAAUUUUCAAGCAAGAAACCUGGCUAACCAGUUGUUUGGUGGGGCUUUGGCUGGUGGCUUUUGUUCUGGACUGUGUAUAUCUCUGACAGUUGCAGUGUUUGCCUGGUUGACUUUAAGCUGGUUUAAUGGAGAUGGCAGUACUUUGUUGGUGAACAAACCAGUGCAGAAGUGGUCUGUGGAAGAGGUCGCUGACUGGAUUGGGGAACAUGGUGAAUGGGCAAAACAGAUGUAUGCUGGGAAAUUCAAGGAACAUCAAAUAGAUGGUCAUCUGCUGAGCAGCUUACAAGAAGAAGAUUUAGGGUUAAUAGUUGGUACAUCUAUUCCACCAGUUCACAAAAGAGUAUUACUGGGGGCAAUACAAGUAGCUCAGCAUCUUGGUGUGAAACCACCUAAAAACUUGUGGGAAUUCAAGGCAGUUUAUCCUGGCAAGACCAUUUUCUUUGUGUAUGGCAUUAGGAAUCAUCCAAGGCUAAUGUUCCUCUAUCUUUACUGGUAUGACUACCAAGACUCUUUCCUUCCAUUUAUACAUAAAGUUGCUCCUGUGGCUAAUGUCUCAGAUGAAAUGCUGAUGGCUAAUAGGGCUCCUCCUCCUACAUUAGGACAGUGGUGUAGAUUUUUACCUCAGCUGAUUCUUUGUCCUUACUGGUUAAUAGCUGUAUUUACCUGGGACUGGAUGAGUGUGCACUGGUGGACUUCAAACCUUGUCCUUAUCAGCUGCAUCAGCUGCACAGUGCAGGAAGCCUUAGCUGUAAAAAAAUUCUGGUCAGAGCCAAAGUUAAGUAUCCAGUUCAUCCUUGGCCAAGUCAUUGGAAUGUUGGUGCCCUACUUCUUGUGGCCUCUGAUACCAGGUUUUAUAAUAAACAUUUGGUUCUACAUGACAGUUUAUGUGGACCCAGUUCUUACUCUUGACUUGUGCAGACAACGGGCUAUGGGUGCUCAGUAACUUUCUUGGACAUACCUGCUUGUGUUGAAGCUGGAACUCAGGAGUUUGACUUUUCUAUAAUGUUUUGGAGGCUAUUUGGAGUUGCAGGUGUAGUGCUAUUAAAUAUGCAAUGAAUUGGCUUUUGAAUAAAGUACCUGAUAUUAUUAAGUUAUUUAUUAACAUAUUUUGACAUAUGAAUUUAUUUUUAACUACCAAAGAAUAAUUAUUUUCAUUUGUAAUAUUUCCUUGGCAUAUCAGAGGGUGUUUUUCUCUCAUGUUCAUAUAAACAAUUACAGGUGAAGGUCCAGGUUUUUGAUUUCUACUAAAUUUCAAUAAAAGACUAUAAUCAUACAUACUGAAGAAUUGAGUAAAUGGAAACUGAAGUUAUAUUUAUGUGUAUGUACAGCUUGGGGUUGGUUUGUCAUUUAAAUUGGACUAAAAUUUAGUCAUAUUUAGAUGCCAUGUUAGUGUAAUAAUUUUACAAAUCCCAGAAAGUUAAGGUUGUGGAACUUGUGUAGAUCCUUGUCAUAUUCAAUAUUAACAAAGAUAUCCAAGUGACAACAAAUUCCAGUAUUGUUGUAUUAUUUUAAGAAGCAAAUAUUAAAAUCCCAGUUACAUUGAAAUUAAUUUGAAUCAUAUCAUUAGACAUUUGUUUUGAGAGGGAAGAUGUCAGACUUUUUGGUAAAUUUUAACAGAUUUUGAAAUAUCUUGUUUUUAACUACUUAUCAAUGAAAUCAGAUGUCCAAGUGACAACAAAUACUUAGUCUAGUGCUAUAGUAUAAUUUUAAGAAGCAAAUAUAAAAGGUAAACUGUACACGUUUGAA